AGAAUUUUACCGCUUCAAAAACGGGUAGUGGGCCGGCGGUAGCGCAGUUGCAUUUCACGGAGCGUAACACGGGAUGACUGUAGUAUAUAAAUGUGCACAGUAAGCACGACUAGUCACUAAAAUGAAGUAACUAACCGGAAAUAACUGUCGGUCUCUGAGUUGCUAACACUUUUCCAUAUAUGCAUAUACGCUUGUUAAAACAAGAUUCCUAAUCGCCUCUUAUGUAUACACGUUGAGGGUCAGCUGAACAUUUUCGAAUUAUUGUGCCAAAUGUUUUCGAUAAUAAGUCAUAACCUAAAAUCGGAGUAGGAUUCCGGACUGAACUGAAAUUCGUUUGAUAACGUUCGAUUUACGAGAGAUCUCCUGCUAAAGUCUUCUUAUCCAUGGACAGGGGCAUGCAUCAACAAUGCCAAUUCUUCUUCGGUACCAGAGCACUGGCAGUCACCAUUCUAUUACACAUCUUCCUGUCACUACCAGAGGGGGUUUUGGCAGGGUACAACGAGAAAAGGCUGUUGCACAAACUGCUGGACCACUACAAUGUUCUGGAAAGGCCUGUGGCUAAUGAAUCAGAUCCAUUACAAUUGAGUUUCGGACUAACGCUAAUGCAGAUCAUUGAUGUGGACGAGAAGAAUCAGCUACUCAUCACCAAUAUAUGGCUGAAAUUGGAAUGGAACGACAUGAAUCUGCGCUGGAAUGCCUCAGAGUUUGGUGGCGUGAAAGAUCUUCGAAUACCUCCACAUCGUCUAUGGAAACCAGAUGUACUCAUGUACAACAGUGCCGAUGAAGGAUUCGACGGUACAUACCCAACCAAUGUCGUCGUACGCAACAAUGGCAGUUGCUUAUACGUUCCACCGGGUAUAUUCAAGAGCACGUGUAAAAUCGACAUAACUUGGUUCCCUUUCGACGAUCAACGAUGCAAGAUGAAGUUUGGAAGUUGGACCUACGAUGGUUUCCAGUUGGAUUUACAACUGCAAGACGACGCCGGGGGAGAUAUUAGCAGCUUCAUUACAAAUGGGGAGUGGGAUUUACUAGGGGUGCCAGGCAAAAGGAACGAAAUCUACUACAACUGCUGCCCAGAACCGUAUAUCGACAUAACCUUCGUCAUCAUAAUAAGAAGAAGGACCCUUUAUUAUUUUUUCAACCUGAUCGUACCCUGCGUCCUUAUAGCAUCGAUGGCUGUUCUGGGAUUCACAUUGCCACCUGAUUCGGGAGAGAAGCUUUCGCUUGGUGUCACAAUUUUACUUUCUCUGACCGUGUUUCUCAACAUGGUGGCAGAAACUAUGCCUGCCACAUCCGAUGCUGUGCCUCUCCUUGGCACCUACUUCAACUGUAUCAUGUUCAUGGUGGCGUCAUCCGUGGUCUCGACCAUCCUGAUCCUGAACUAUCACCAUCGUAACGCAGACACCCACGAGAUGUCGGACUGGGUUAAGGUUGUUUUCCUCUACUGGCUGCCAUGGAUUCUGCGCAUGAACAGACCUAGUCAUACGGCUAGCGCCGAUCCUUUGCCGCAAUCUAGUCGACCUGCCUCCGUAGCGACAGACCGUAAACCGUUGCAUUUUCAGGAUGCUGAACUGAAGGAGCGUUCUUCUAAAAGUCUGCUAGCCAACGUACUCGAUAUCGAUGACGAUUUCCGUCACAACCAUCGUGGAGUUGGUGGUGGUACUGGAACCCUUACCUCUCUACCGACAGCCACGAUCUACAGAAACGUAUAUAGGCAAAACGAGGACAACAGCAACGGUGGUCGUCUACAAGAAUCCUACGUCUCGAAUCAUUCUUGCGUCAGCGCAGACUACGAGCUGGCCCUGAUCCUGAAAGAGAUAAGAUUCAUAACCGAUCAGCUGCGCAAGGAAGACAUGGCAGCAGAUAUAACGAGAGACUGGAAAUUCGCAGCAAUGGUAGUCGACAGACUGUGCCUUAUAAUAUUCACUUUGUUCACAAUAAUCGCGACAUUAGCGGUGCUUUUUUCAGCUCCCCAUAUCAUUGUAUCGUAGCUACCCCAGCCAGUUGACGAAAUUUCUUCGAUAGCUGCCAAAAUCAGGAGCCCAACCAACCAACUCUUGCUCUGGUCCUUUUCAUUACUGAUGACGUUAGGCGGGAUCGGUUAGUGAACACGUCUGGGGGGAAGGACAAGAAUGUGCCACAGCGUUUAUUUUCACAGUCCCAUUUUUUUUUCUUUGGAUCAAGGCAAAUUCCCAUUCAAGUAGAUUAUCGAGGAAAUUCGAGUCAACUGGAUUCCAUAAUUUCUUCCUCUAAACCGAGAGUAGUAUAUAAAUUCUCACUCGACAAGGAUUCGGUCAAAGUCAAAAUUUUCGCUCGUAGAUGAUGAUCGAUUAUAUUAUCGGAUUGAACGGAAAGGAUCAGUGUCGGACAUUAGAUGAUGUAGGUUAAAUUUGUGGUUGGUUCAUGUUCCAGAUGAAGCUCAAGCAACCGGAUUCCAUAAAUAGUUGGCAUUCGUUUUAUACGAACCCUUGUUUUUGUAACGUGUUCUUUAGAUUAUUACACAAUCAUACUGUGAUAAAUAAAGUUAAAUGUUGAGUCGCAAACCCCGUUCCUCUGAAAUUCAGAUAAACUGAUCACCCUGUACAUGUGCAUUCGAAAAGAGAAGGGCAGAAGAAUGUGAACACUCGAAUGAAUUUAUGUUGUAAAUUCGGUCAAAUUUUCGUAUUUUUCCGGAGAGGUCAGUAGUAUAGUUCUGUGUCGUAUGGUCUUUAAUAUUUCCAUAUUCUUCUGCCUGAUUUUUCGAAUGCCCUCGGACUGAAGAACGCUUUGAUGAUGUUAUUAGUUUAGACUGCUGCAUCUGCUAUUUCAAAUAUCACAUGUAGAAAAUCGCUAAAAGGAGUGAGCUAUUCACUUAGUGUCCUUCGCAUUUUUUUACUCCUAUAUUCGUACAGGGGAGAUCCAGAUACGGCUUUCACAACAUUAAUAACCUUCGAUAUCCAUGAAUUCCAAAAACGAAAUCUUCAUAGUAUAUAUUUGAAUAAAAUUCCUUUCGUUUUUCUGGGGGAUAAUAGAAUGGAUAUCAAUGUAAUGAAAGUGAAAAACACGUUAAAAUACGCUCAAUUUCAACUAUAUGUGAAAUGAAAAUCCGAAUUAUAUAGGUGUUCUGAAAAUACUCACACUUUUAGUGUAUGUGCUACGAUGUGUCAAAUAGAAAUUAGAUCGAAAUAGAACUAGCUCACUUCUUCAACUAACCACUGCUUCGGGGUGAUGGUUCACAAAAAAAAAUAUAAGUAAAUACUCAAUGAUGUUGAACAAAGUCUUUCAGGCAUUUAUAUUUUCGAGAUUUGGAGUAAGCGACGACCUAUAGUAGUUCAGGAUGUGUUUUAGAUUAGUAUUAAAAAAAAAAAUACGUACUGCGCCGUUCACGUAUAAGGCGUCUUGUUCUCUAUUUUAAAUCUCUUGAAGCUCAACCGUUAAUGCGAUAUUCAUUGUAAUCUAAGAAUAUUCAUUGUGUGGGUAACACAAUGUCAGUAAAACUACCAAGUAAUAUUAUCUGAUGAAUAACAAUCCUACUUGAAAAGAUUCUUCAGGCACAACAAGUCCUUGUGAAAGGAGAAUAAAUGCAAAAGCUUUCUAAUACCCCCGAAAUUGCGAAUUUUUUCAAAUGAAAAUAGUACCAAAUCGCCAAAUUAUUUACUCUAAUCGCCGAAAGUAUUACCGAAAAUUCCUCGUUGUAAGGUUAUUCGAGUCUUUGUUAUAAGAACAGUAUUUUUCCUUCGUAAAUGUUUGCUUCCUAAAGAUCAAUAUCGAUUUUUGAAAUUUCUGCAUUUUGACUGGCAGACUUUGCGCCACUAUAGGAUAAGAAAAACGAUCACUUAUGAAGUAAGAUGGCAGCAAAUCGAGAGGGUUCAUUAUGUACAAUGAUUGUAUCUUAUUGUCAAAACGUUUGUAGGAUGAAUUUUGCGUUGGAAUCAGUUCUUUAUAUAGCAUAUACUAUGAACGGGGUCAGGUAACAUUGCUUGGAUGAGCUCAUUUCAUUGAAUGUUCAAUAACGAAGGCAUUGGGUUGAGGUAAAGUGAAUAAAUAUUAAGAAUUAAAUUUCUGGAGUUGAUCACUUCAUUGUUGUCAGAAAUUGUUGACUACGUUUUAUAUUGUACAUCGUAGAUUUAUACUUUGAACGUAGCAAUUGGAAAAAUUCAAAUGGGAACGUUGGAUGAUAAUUGAAAACGAAUAUAUACCUUUGGAGGUAGCAGAAUUGUUUCAUUUUCAUUUCACGGUCUAGCAUGCUAUUUGAAAAAUGUAUUUUGUAUCUUUCUGCCAUUUCUGCAAAUUGUAAAUAAAUAAAUCAGCAUUAGAAGCAUAAGGAAGCCCUCUAAUAUUCACAUAUCGAUUUGAAAUUCAUUUUCAGACAAGUUGAUAUAAGAAUGUGGUGAUUGCCAGUGAAAAUUUUAAAAUUAUCGAAGCUCCCAAAACGAUAAAUAAAGGAAGUUGCUCAAAUACAUGAAUUCCCCAUUAAAUUCGGGAGUGAGUACAACAGUUUAAUGUAUUUCCCAUCAUCCACACGUAUCAACGUUGUCCAAAUUAAUCAUUGAUUUUCUUUCGAGAAACCAGAAAUCAUUGGCUUUGGAAAUGAAAUUUCUAGAUAACUUCCAACUAAAACAAAGAAUGUCGUGUUCUCACAAAAUGUCUUCCAUUCUAGAAUCUUUAGACUUCUUUUCUUACAAUUUGUGGGACUUGAAUAGUGCCAAAUAUUGGUAUUUAAUUAGAUGUAGUUCUAUGUACUCUACUUCAUAUAAUAUAGAAUCCAUUUCUUAGUACUCUAAUUGUAGUGGGUUUCAAAGCCAAUGCAGUAAAGGUCAGAUAAUGUCACACAAAAUAACUGACAGCUUGUGGUUUUUGCAUAACGAACUGAGAAAGCUGAUGUUCUUUCAAAAUUUGCAUUAAAAUGUUCCCGAGCUUGCAGAUAUUAUGGUAAAAUUGAAUUCGGAAUUUUUUGAAGGUAUUUGCUUCGGUGCCUGAUCUUCAUUGCGAAUAACUAAUCUUUCAAUGAAUUUUGGUUCUAGACAAAUUCAAAAAAAAUUUGCAAAAACGCAUAACGUCAAGCUAUCGAAGCUGAUGAGCUUCGAGUCAUCUAUCUCUCUUAACGUUUUCAUUGAGCUGACAAAAAAGGAUCGAUCUAGGCUAGUUGCAAAUCACUUUCGAUGAUGUGGAUACCUAAAUAAGUGAAAAUAGGUAAUAAAACUCGCGUUCCAUUGUUACAUAAAUAAGUAAAUUCCCAGAGGAGCUAUUACUCAGUAAACCGAAUGGUAUUUAAAUGAAAAUUGAGAUUAUUUAAAUAAAAAUGACAAUCCAUUUUUGAUCACUCAAAAAGAAAUCAAGAUCGGGGAUUGGGCAACUUUUAUCCUCGAUACUGUGAAAUGGUACUAUUCUCAAUAGUGUAUGCUCUAGAAUUCAUUUUUUACCAAUAAUAUUGUUGUAAUGUUGCAUCACAAUGGAUUGUACUUUGUUAAAUGAAAUACUAAUAAAGAAAAAUGUU
This is a messenger RNA of Coccinella septempunctata (seven-spotted ladybird), 5476 nucleotides long. It is a transcript of the gene nAChRalpha7, whose product is annotated as neuronal acetylcholine receptor subunit alpha-7. The transcript has 9 exons. Gene Ontology annotation, molecular function: transmembrane signaling receptor activity; acetylcholine-gated monoatomic cation-selective channel activity. Gene Ontology annotation, biological process: chemical synaptic transmission; monoatomic ion transmembrane transport; regulation of membrane potential. Gene Ontology annotation, cellular component: synapse; neuron projection; postsynaptic membrane. Bases 384 to 1991 code for a protein of 535 amino acids. The record is from RefSeq and is a predicted model, not a curated record. Lineage: Eukaryota; Metazoa; Arthropoda; Insecta; Coleoptera; Coccinellidae.